This is a messenger RNA of Penicillium odoratum, 678 nucleotides long. RefSeq names its product GNAT family N-acetyltransferase. Gene Ontology annotation, molecular function: acyltransferase activity, transferring groups other than amino-acyl groups. NCBI's taxonomy places the organism in Eukaryota, Fungi, Ascomycota, Eurotiomycetes, Eurotiales, Aspergillaceae. The transcript is spliced from 3 exons. The record is from RefSeq and is a predicted model, not a curated record. The coding region runs from base 1 to 678 and encodes 225 amino acids.
AUGCCCGCCUUACUAGAAGACCCCUCAUCGCGCAACCCCCCACCCCAAGCACACAUCCAAGCAGCAAGCACACUAAUUCCCCGCCACACAACCCUCCCCAAAUCCGGCUCAGCAGCUGUAACCCUAUACCCAAUCACCAAUGGCCCCUCCAGCAUCCCCCAGGACCUAAUCAAGUACCUGCAUGCGGAGUUUAGCGCAGAGAUCGAGCGCGGCACCACAUAUCCCAUGGAGCAGGCGCUAGAUCUUCAGCAAUUUGCAGAGUACUGGUUCGGCACGUUUGCAGUUGUGGCUGUUAUGGACGACGAGAGUGAUGCCGCUGGUGUCAAUGGGUUAAGGGAGGGACGGGAUUGGGAGAAGCUUUGCUUGGGGACUUUUUAUGUUAAGCCGAAUUAUCCUGGUCGCUGUUCUCACAUCUGUAACGCUGGCUUCAUCACAACUAGCGUAGCCCGCGGUAAGGGCGUUGGCUAUGCGAUGGGCGAGACUUAUCUGGAAUUUGCGCCGAAAUUGGGAUACAAGUACUCGGUCUUCAACCUGGUCUUUGCGAAUAACCCUGCUUCUAUUCGAAUCUGGGAGAAGCUGGGCUUCAGCAUUAUUGGACGGGUGCCCAAGGCGGGACGGUUGGAAAACAGUGAGGAAUUGGUGGAUGCACUGAUUUUUGGACGGGAGUUGGGUAAUUAG